AUGUUGUGCCGCUCAUGGGCUCUUCGAUGCGCCGCAAAGGGCGCCGGUGGAAAGCCCCGUAGGAUUCGCAUAGAAAGCGGCUAUGAGCGAGAGGGUAAAAAGCAUUACGAGGAACGUGGACAGUUUUUCUCUGCAUUCGCGAGUAUGUCAAUUAUGUCGCUUGGCUGCACGUUCCUUUUUGUUCCUCUUUAUCGCAUUUACUGCGCGCCCACAGGACGCGGCGCUGACCCAAAGUUUUACACCCCGCAGGCGCAGCGCGAGCGCGAGGAGAUGGACAAGUCGUACCCAAUAGCUAAGAAGCUGCUGAAGGUUCGCUUCCUGAGCGAUGUAGGCAACACCAUGCCGAUUGCCUUUGUGCCGCUGCAGAAGGAGGUGGAGGUGCUCAUCGGGGAGCCCGCACUUGCCUUUUACUCCGCGUACAACCGCAGCAAUCGCACCCUGCUGGGCGUCUCGUCAUACACCAUUGCGCCUCCAGAGGCCACGAACUACUUGAAUAAGAUUCAGUGCUUCUGCUUCGAGGAGCAGCGAUUUAAGCCACAGGAGCUGGUGGAGAUGCCCGUCUUUUUUUACAUUGAUCGCGACUUUUUAAAUGAUCCGCUGGUCAACUGGCUGGAUGAGGUCAUUGUGAACUACACCUUUUUCAACCUGGAGAAAACACGGGACAUCAUCUUCCGGUCGAACCUGGCAUGA
Trypanosoma cruzi is the source of this 690-nucleotide messenger RNA. RefSeq names its product cytochrome C oxidase assembly protein, putative. The transcript has a single exon. The record is from RefSeq and is a predicted model, not a curated record. Gene Ontology annotation, molecular function: copper ion binding. The coding region runs from base 1 to 690 and encodes 229 amino acids. Gene Ontology annotation, cellular component: mitochondrial inner membrane. NCBI's taxonomy places the organism in Eukaryota, Euglenozoa, Kinetoplastea, Trypanosomatida, Trypanosomatidae.